Molecule: messenger RNA, 1665 nt
Organism: Dermacentor andersoni
Lineage: Eukaryota; Metazoa; Arthropoda; Arachnida; Ixodida; Ixodidae
Biological process (GO): transmembrane transport
Cellular component (GO): plasma membrane
Molecular function (GO): transmembrane transporter activity
Source: RefSeq, a predicted model, not a curated record
AGAUCGAGCACACUAGUUUAUUUUUCUUUUCUCUCUGGCCCCAUACAAGCUCUUUGAAAUUGAAUGUAAGGCACGUAGAGACGUUAUUGCUCUCGAUAACAUCAUUUGAGGUUGCUGAUGCCAGAUCUAGCCAUUGGUCAAAAAGUGCUCAAUACAAGUAUUUCAAGUAAUUGAACAGGACUAAGGACAAUGCGCUUUUGAUCACUCAUGGCUACAGUGUACCACGUAAAAAAACUGGUUCUAUAAACGCCAAACACCCUGCAUAGUAAUGAUAUCAAAUGGUCAGCUACUAUCACGUAGCCUAGUGAUUAGUCGAAUAAACAGCAUCACGUCCAACUUUUUUUUUUUUUUUCAGCUUCCACUAAGUCGGUGGACUUAUCUCCAUUUCAGGAAAACUGUCCCUGCCUGAAGAAGACCGACAUGAAGUGAGGGAAAUAUACUUUUGGAAAAAAGAGCGGUAUCACACUAUACACAAGAAGCUUCUCCUCAGUGUGGUCAUCAUGUGUGCUCUGGCAUCUAUAAUGAACCUGACGAGCAAUGGAGGCAACCUCGAAUUUUUGCUUUACUUCAAGAGGAAUUUUGGUCAAGAUUCCAUCAUAUCGGCGCAAAACUGGUGGAUGCUCUUCUUCCCUAUGGAGCUCCUUGCUUUCCUCCUCCACUGGCAGUUCAUGUGGAUCACGUUUCUUCACCACUUUGAUGCGCCUCAAUCGUCCGCGACGAGUGUUGCCAUCAAGUUGCACAUCCAGAAGUGGAGAAACGACCUAGGUGUGGUAAGGGUGGCGGAGUUCGUGCCAGCAGUGCUGAUCGUAAUUUGGUUGGGCAUAUACGUCGCAUCGGUCUCAGGGAUGAUCCUGAAUACACCAGCCUACGAAAAGCUUGAAUUAGAUUUUAUUGUCAUCGUGGCCCUGUUCUCACUGCCUUGGACCUGGUGCGGUAAGCCACCUACAGCGGGCCUCCGCUUCAUUGUGCAAAGGCUGCCCUGGGGAGCUGUCAUCACAUAUGGAGGCACCUUCACGCUCUCUUUCAUCGUCAAGAGCAGCAAGUUUGCAGUCUGGCUGAGAGACCAUCUAAUAAGUCUUCAAGCUUACAGCAGACCAUUGUCGCAAGCAUCUCUAACCGUUUGUGCCGCCUUCAUGACUGAAUUGUUCAGCAGCCGCCAUACUGUGCGGAUCCUGUUGCCCGUGGCGACUGAAGCCGCCUUGGUCCGACCCUGCAACCCCCUGUACUACGCACUGCCGGUCACCGUGGCGGCUUCGAGCUCCAUGGUGUUUCCGACGGCACGUGUCACUAUCGCCUUGCUGAGUGAGCUGACCGACAUCGGACCACUGUCUAUGAUGCGUGAGCGACGACUGCCAAUAGUCGAGUCCAACCCGACCCGAGCUUCUAUGCCAAGUUAUGGGAUGCCUAGUCUGGUUUGCCAGUCAUUGCGAGGUACGGGGACGGUUGACCCUUGCACGAACAGCAGACCGAGGCAAGAGAGUUGGUGCUUUGUGAUAUACGGAAAAUACGCAUCAUAUAUUUGACGAAAUUUUCCUAUGGAGGAAUUGUAUGCUUCGUCUGCACUACUAUGAGUAUAAAUUUCAAACCAAUCGGUGUUAUUUCUUAUUUCUAUAGAUUUGAUAAGAUUUGCAUUAUUAAACAACUGAUAGGUAGAGGGCCUGUCUA